This is a messenger RNA of Orbicella faveolata, 4935 nucleotides long. Its product is annotated as galanin receptor type 1-like. Lineage: Eukaryota; Metazoa; Cnidaria; Anthozoa; Scleractinia; Merulinidae. Gene Ontology annotation, biological process: G protein-coupled receptor signaling pathway. The record is from RefSeq and is a predicted model, not a curated record. Gene Ontology annotation, cellular component: plasma membrane. Gene Ontology annotation, molecular function: G protein-coupled receptor activity.
AAAAAACGUAGUGCGGCUGUGUUUCAAGAUACGCUAUACAAAAUAAAAGUUCAUUGAAAAGGGAAAUUCUAAUAGGAAACUUACAUGUAUAAAGAGUUUUAAGAUUUUAAGGGAUUUUUUUCAUAUUACCGCCUCAUUUUCAGCAAGUUGUUUAAGUAUAUGCUACUAUACUAUUUGCUUUAUGCACAAUGAGAAAUUUUGGAAACUUUCGAACCUAUUCCUGCGACAAAACCUUAAACCACGAAAAGCAUGAUACAAGCAAAGCUAAACAAUGCUAAAUACCUACAAUAGGAAGAGCAUGUAACCAUGGACAUUGCGUCAGUCAUAAUUUUUCUUGGCUAUAUGGCCAGGGAAAUAAAAUCGAAUACAACCCAUGUUACCAGUGGACAUUUAAUCCUACCAUGCAUGGCUGCAAAAGUAACUGAGAACUGAAGAGUUCCUACAGGAUAUUAACGAAAUUUAUGUGGGUCACUGUACUCUGUGCUUGGCUCUCUAGGUAGCGGUGCCAUUGUCUAUCGCGGGGACUUGUCCUCGUAAUGCUCUUUACAAACUCAAACGAAAUUCAAACUUUUGUCAAAACAUGCCCAGAAGUCUUAGUCCAAAAUUCCCAGAGCAUGGUCGCCGUUGUGUCCAUCGGUUAGGCCACAAGAAUGCCAUACGCCCUAGUCAUGAGCUUUUGAUGACAGUAAUGAAGUGAUGUAUAUUGAAUUAAAUGCUAUCAAUAAAACAUACCAGGAAAACAAAACGAUCAACUCAAUGCCCCUAACAAUACUUAGCGUAUCAAACCCAUUCCCAGUUGAGAGUUUGGAAAUGGAGAAGAAAGUCACCAACUGGAACCGGAUAAUUUAGGGAGUCACGAAGAUUGAAAUUCUUAAAUUCUCCGAACAUCAAUCGGAUGGCUUAACGGAGUCGUCCCCGAAGGUUUUCGAUUUCAGUCCCAGCCUCCCAUGAACCGAUUUUUGAUUUAAAGUUCAAAAUGGCUGCAACAUAAAACUGUAGGGACACACUCAUCACAGAGAGAGAUAAGCAGAGUUUGGCCCGUGGAUAAGCAAUCGUAAUCACGGUUAUCACACCACAAGCGUAACAAAGUUGACCAUUUACAUCGCUCGUAAUGAACAAUUCCACCCACAUAACAAACCUAAAUGUUAAACCGACAAGUGAAGCUGAAUCUACUGACACUCAAUGGCUGGACAUUUUACAGUUCACACUGUUUGCGGUAAUAUUCACUUUGAGUGCCACAGGAAACACUUUAGUUUGCUUGGUAGUGGCUCGAACACGACGCAUGCGUACAACGCGUAAUUAUUUGCUUGUCAACCUUGCGGUGUCGGACCUGACAGUUGCCUUGUGGUGCAUACCAUUUGAUAUGGUGGUGAAAAUAGCUGCCCCUGAAUGGCCGCUUGGUGCUGCCAUGUGUAAGUUACUGUGGCCUUCUAUGACGCUUGUUACCAACUCUUCUGCAGCUACACUUGCAGUCAUUAGUUAUGACAGAUAUCGAGCAGUAGUACGACCUAUGAAAGCUCGCUUCACAACUCGUCAAACGGGCCUCAUCAUUGGGGCGAUUUGGAUCAUCUCUCUAUUGCUGGUACUACCUUACGUUUUUGCUUUGGGAAUUAUCGAGAACAAUUGCACUGAAAAGUGGUCAAGUGAAAGCACCAGGAAAAUUUACACUGUUGGAUUAUUUGUAUUUCAAUAUGCUUUACCUUUAACGAUUAUUGCGGCUGCCUAUAUCAAAGUCGUGCUCAGACUUCGACAACAGGCCGAGCGAAUGGCGAGGAACUACGAAUUUUCGUUAAGACCGCCCUCACCAACACCUCUUCGCCAUGACAGCUGGAACCUCAAGAGUAACCUUUCUCCUAAGACACGUAACACCUUAACCGUAUCGCCUCCAAAUCACGAAAAGAAAUUAUUUCUUAAUGCGGAUGCAGGCAAAAAGAAUCAUCUUGGGAGAAAUCUUCUUGCUGUGCAGAUGUGUGACAUUGCUUCCCCACUACCACCAAGGAAAUUACUUUCCAGGCGCGAUAAUGAGAAGAAGCAGUACCCGGAUAGAUUUGGCAGCGGCCGGAUAAAAGAGGCAAGACGACUAGAGCACAAUACAAAGGUCGUAAAGAUGCUUGUAUCAGUGGUUCUUUUGUACGCCAUUUGUCUGUUGCCAAACCAGAUUGCUUGGUUGUGGUACGAGUUUGGGUCGGGUCAGAGCUGGCCGCACAUUAAUGAGCUGCUUAUAUUUGGAAGUCUUAUGGUGUAUAUAAAUAGUUCUGUAAAUCCUUUACUUUAUGCUGGAAUGAAUGAGGAAUUCAGAAAAGGAUUCAUUGAUAUCAUAAAAUGCCAAUGGCGGAGACAACCUGAACUAGUUUAGCUUUGAUUUGGAACAAUGCUUGAGAAAGCUCAUUACUUCUAACUUAUGUAAUUUGUAAAGUGUCUAUUUUCAUGUAAUUUAGAGAAGGAUUUUAUAAACUGAGGUUAUGGAUUGAAAAUCAAAAAGAAUUAUAAUUAUUUAACCUCGCAAUGGUUGCAUCCACUGCUGAUAGAGUUUUUUAGUGCCUCAGAAUGGGAAAAAAGCCUAUAUGACUACGGAACGUGUCGACGGAGUAGCAAGAUAGUCGUCGACAACCGUUUAGAUGUAACUCAAUGUGUAUAAGAAACUGUAAAUAUAUAUUUUUUUUAAGGGAAAACUACGUUAGUUCUCGAUAACAGGCAGUUGAAGACAACUAGUCUUGUUCUUACCUAUUAGACAAUUCUCCACAGCUAAGCGAAUAUCAGCAUUUUUUGUGCCAACAUUUUCAAAAACGCUUCUAUAACUGUUACACGCGCAGUAAAUGCCGGUUAUCAAGUUUUGCAUCUAAAUUUAGUUCUGGAUGACUUUGGCCAAAAUAAGUAUUUAAUCUAUAUAUUAAAUACAAUUAUUAUCAAAAACUCAUUGGAUAAUGCAAUUUGAGAGUUUUCAUUGGCUUAGCCAUUAAGGGUUAUGAGCCACUAUACCACGCUUUACAAAUAUAGAAAGCGUACGCGUUUUGGGGGCUUUUCUAUUUUUAGUUUAGUUUAGUUUUCUAUCUUUUGGGGGCAUUUUUAAUUAAACCAUUUUCCCGCUCGCGUUUGUUGAGUAUGAGAUGAUUAUGGCCAACUCGGCGUUACGCGCCUCGUUGCCUAUCUACCAUCGUCUCAUAUCCAACGCGCUCUCCUAGAAUAAUUGCUAAAUUUCGAUUUUAUUUUUGGCCCACCUCGGAUAAAUCGGUACUCAUGCCCGCUUUCACCCACACACGCGUUAUGUAGCUAGGAAGUCCGAAUACGGAUAAACAUUGACAAGGGUAGCAAUUUUAUCCGAUCGAGCCGUACCAAAAAUUCCAUGUAGUGUAAAAUGGGAAAUAGUUGAUCAGCCCAACUCCUUCCGUCGUCGCUUUUUUCUAUUUUUUUUCUUAUUGGCAUAGUUGACUGCUUUUUUUACUUCUCUUUGAUAGUUCUGCUGCUUUUGUCCAGAGUUACUGGGGAAAGAAUGAAAAUUACGUUUUCCAUAAAGUUAAGCUGGUAUUCAAUCAACUCGUGAAGGAAUAAUGAUCGAGAUCACAGUGAAUUUUAACCAUCAUUCAAAUAACAAUUCUUGUGACAGGUAUAGUAAUCCCACAUAUUUGAUAGAUAAAAGCACGUUGGGCGCCGAAUAGAGUGAGUCACGCUCGAACUGGCCCCUUUCGUUGAUUCAUACACCUGAGCAAGGUAUUUCACCACUCUGUUUGGACUGAGGGACAGGAAAUGAUCUGGCUGAAUUUAACCGCUUAAACUUUUCAACAUUUUUAAAUAUUCUAAACUCUGCGAGACUUUAUUUGAGAUUUAUUUCUAAAACAAAAUUUUGGUAUGACCUUUCAUAGGUUCGGAACUUGUUGUUUCAAUAGCAACCGUUUUAUAGCAAAAUUGUUUUUCCAAAUUGGAAUUUCCAAGUUUUUAUCAACAAAAUGUAACUCCGUGCAGUUAUUUUUACAUUUUCAGAACAUUUUCGUAUUGUUUGAUUGACUUUCAUGAGUACUGCGUCAAUAAUAACCCUGCAAAUUACAAUGAGUCCCUUUUUAUAAUAGUUUUAUAUUUAUUAGACGUUAACAGCGCUUAGGCCAUGUCUAACGUUUUAAGGUUUGUGUAGUAUCAGGAGACGAAAGUUUUAGCUACAAACAUUUACAUCUGAAAAUAGGCAAAAAUCUUCGGCUAACCCUGUGAAAAGCUCUCGAUCGGUAAGCAAUCUCGAACUCUUUCGUAAAAUCUUAUUUAUGUUGCUCUAAUAGAAACCUUAAUAGUAAUAUAGUAAUCUGCUUUUUUGGUAGGAUACGGUCUAGGGUUUUAGUAAUAGCUCGUAUUCUGUGGAAAUUAACGAUAUAGCCAGUAUAACUCCGUUGUUAAUUAAUCUCUAAUUCUUAUAUAAAUAUUGUAGCUUAUUAAACUAGCUUGGAACACAGCUGAGACUGCUAUGUUUUGGAACCAAUGCACGCCCCAAUGGCAGUCCGCUUUCGAGCUUCAUGCAUCAAUCACUGACAUAUUUCAAUGACGUCUUUAUAUUAAAAGAAAGCUAAUUGCAAUAAAAAUUUGAAAGCCAGUAAUUUUUUUGCACGAUCGCGACUGGAAUGUGGUUUUAUGGUCACGUAUUCUGAAUUUAGCAUAAUUAACUAAAUAUGAGGCUGAAAAGGCUCUUGCAACUGUAAAAUAGUGACGGCGUUUAGUAGACGUUUCAAGCUUCGCCCACUCAGCCUCAUAUUUAGUUUAUCAUCACAGUAUCACGCAUCAUAUGAGUUUUUUGCUCACUUCUAUUAACCAAAAUGACCAAGGAUACUGGUGUGAAACCUUAUCUGGGCCGUCAUGAGUGACAUGACUAUUUACUCUUAGGGUGCAGUCCUUUGGGGUGAUUUGCAUCAGGAUCAGAAAUCAAAGAUCACUGAUCCUGAUCCUGAUCCAGAUCAC